Trichoplax adhaerens is the source of this 711-nucleotide messenger RNA. RefSeq lists its product as uncharacterized. Gene Ontology annotation, molecular function: UDP-glycosyltransferase activity. The record is from RefSeq and is a predicted model, not a curated record. Bases 1 to 711 code for a protein of 236 amino acids. NCBI's taxonomy places the organism in Eukaryota, Metazoa, Placozoa, Uniplacotomia, Trichoplacea, Trichoplacidae. The transcript has a single exon.
AUGGCGAGCAAUCCUAAAGGAACCGUGCUAGUCUCGUUUGGCUCAGUCGUAACUGCCUUAAAGUAUGUGACCAAUAUCACUAUGUUAUUUGAUACCUUUGGUCAGUUACCAUAUAAUUUCAUUUGGAAAAAUACAGAGGAAAUUCCUGAUAACAUCGCUCCCAAUAUUAAAAUUGUGAAAUGGGUACCUCAAAACGAUAUUCUUGGCCAUCCAAACACCAAGGCAUUUAUAACACAUUGUGGUAUGAAUAGCCUUCUUGAAGGUGCAUAUCAUGGUGUACCUAUGGUUGGGAUUCCAGUUGCUGGUGAUCAAGUAAUUCACGCAACAAAAAUAUCAUCUAAACACGUAGGUGUAACACUCAAUGUUAAAGAAAUGACACAAAGCGAUCUGUAUUAUGCAAUUAUGAAUGUUACUACCCGACAAGACAUUAUAAAUAGCUCUAUGCAAGUUUCCAAACUAAUUCAAAAUAGACCGAAUGGUAGAACGCCUGUGGAAGAAGCUGCUGAUUGGAUGGAAUAUGCAUUAAAUUGUGAUGGUGGCGAAUAUUUGCGAACUGAGGAGUAUAAUCUGCGAUGGUACGAACUGCAUUUAAUAGACGUUUAUGUAGUUUUAUUAGUGUUACUUGCGAUUACGGUUAAAAUUUUGCAGUUGAUUUGGAGAGGUGUAAAAGCCCUCUGCUGCGCCAAAGCUCCUAAAGAGAAAAUUUCAUAA